Molecule: messenger RNA, 676 nt
Organism: Coregonus sp. 'balchen'
Lineage: Eukaryota; Metazoa; Chordata; Actinopteri; Salmoniformes; Salmonidae
Source: the annotation of a GenBank genome assembly
AUGAACCACUACGCCAAUGAAAAAGAUUGCAGCUCAGAGUAUGCUGGAUGUGACUCUACUAAUGGCUAACUCAUCUCAGCUAAAUACUUUUCUACACGUGGGGCCACAGCACUGAUUCUACAUACCUCUUAUAGCACUGCUGUCCAUGUCUAUUACACUAUAGGUUGUCGUGGGACUACUGCUGGUCUUUAUAGGUUAGUAAUACUCAUGCACACAUACUAAACACACAAACACGCACGCAUGCACGCACACACACUAAUGGCCAACUGUAAACAGGAAGGUGAACAUGGUGAAUAAUGCUGAGUAAUACACUGUCACUCAUUCGCACAUACUAGCACACACACACACACACACACACACACACACACACACACACACACACACACACACACACACACACACUAAUGGCUAACUGUAAACAGGAAGGUGAACAUGGUGAAUUAUGCGUUCUCUCGCGCUCGCUCUCUGUCUCUCUCUCCCUCACUCUUUCUCUUUACAGUGAAGUAUGAUUUGAAUGAUGUGAGGAAGCGUGAUGAACAAUACAGUAACAGUGUUGAUUUUCUUCACUGUCCUCGUCUUCAUCACUGUGCUCGGCUUUGAAGGUGCUGUGACAGCAUUUCCAGAACCACAAUCCUUCCCUCUGACCACUAAACAGAACCAGACCAGAGGCCUCUAG